UCAGCUGCAAUAUAAUAUUAAAAUUUAAUAAAUAAUGCUAUGUGUCAUUUAAAUUAUUAACUAUAUUAAGAAAAUCAUAAAUAAAAGCGACCUACAAUGUUUGUCCAACCCACACAAUCAUGUCUCUCUACUGACCACACGCACUAUACAAGUCACCCGCCCUCCCCGCUGUCAAACUGCACUAAGUUAAUAUCACUUAAAGCAGUCCUGAGAAAUAACACCGCCCAACACGGACGGAGCUGAUGUAAAAAAAGAAAAAAGAAAAAAAAGUGUUUUAUUGAUAUUGAUAUCAUUUAUUUAUUUAUUACAGUGGCCUUAACAUAAAAUCCGCGGUCAGCUCCUCAUUAUGGUGUUUCACCAAAUGACUAAACACCGCUGCGUAUUAAAGAAGGAAAUCCCAUCAUCGCAGCCAGCAGCGAUCAUUAAUGUGCGUUUGGUUUGCAGAGAUAAAUGUCCCGGAAUCGCUCUCAAACGCCGAACUGCAAAAGUUCAACUGCAUGGUAUAAACCUGAACCAUCCGUGGGGCUAUAUGAGUGGAUUGGGCGUUAAAAAAAAACAAACAAUAUUUUUCCUUGCCCCCCUUCUUCUUCUUCUUUUUGCAACAUAAAUAUCCUCAAACCCUAACCUGCAGCAGUAAUAAAUCACCCGAAAACCCUUCGUUUUACUCGUGUUCGUGUUUUUAAUCGAAAGAAAUAACUUUGACACAAAGAGACACAAAUUGGAGAAAAACACGUAUUUAUUGCAAAUAAAACACUCCAAACUGCGCUUCCGUGACAUAAACACUCAUCUCUCAUAACUCUUCUUUGUCUCUUAUUCGGGAAAUAAUGUGAAAAGCUUUCGAAAAAUGUUUAAAAAACUGUUAUUUUUCUCCCCCUCCCCUUUACAUUUUCCUAUUAAAUGCUACUGUAAGUCCCAAGUAAGCUGCGUCGAGCGAAGUAGUAAUGGCGCAAAGGCUCUCGUUGAGGAAAAGGAGGUCAACAACGACAGCAAUAUUUCUUCUUCCAUUUUGUGAGAAUGCCUUCUUCAUGAAAGAAAGUCCCCCUCAAAUGUCUCCUCCCGCCUCCCAGUUCGCUUUGCUACGCGACAAAUAUGUCUAGAAAGCCGGCGAUCUUGACUAAAUAUUUCCCCGAUUGAUUCCUAUUGCACUAGCCGCCUUGUAUAGUAAUACAUUGGGUCUGUACUGUGUCUAUGAGCGGGCUGUGCUACUGACUUGGUUUCUAUGAGCUCCUAAUGGCCGCUCGUCUUCAUCCACUAACAUGGAGAAUAUGGCUCCUUCUCUUUGUGUCAACGCUCAGCCAUUGCACUGCACGCAAUAGAGGGCAGAGCGACCGCGGCCACCACUUCAUUUCAAGCCCCGAUUUAAACGUUUUCCGAGCAUCGGAAAAAUCUCUCCUUGGUGUCGUUCGAAUCACGAAAGAUUGAAUUUUCUUUUGCCGUCGUCACAUCUCAUAGUUACGAGUUUGUUUCUCGAGAAAACACGGUUAGAAAAAGUUGAACUGAACUGCGCCCCUGUCACUGGCUUCCCAUUUGCCUCGCUGCCUUGUUUCCUAUGCGAAUACAGUCAGCCAUUACAGUAAAGCGCAGAUCGUGAGGUUUUUAUAAAUUUUGAUGCUCGUCUCCAGACUCCGCACGCUCCUCCGGUCUUCGCAUGACAGCCGUUCAGCUUUGCAAUGCACUGCAAUGCCAAUGGCUAGCUAACGCCCAGCAAACACCUGCUCCUAAAGCUCACACGAUAAUCAUGGACUCUAACAAAGUGGUGGAAAACAUAUACCUCCUGGUCAUCGUCACUCUUGUCAGCGUGCUUCAGAAUGCUUUUUUCGCACAGAAGGUGGAGAGGGAAUGCAAGAACCAUAAUACCCGCACAUCAGCUUUUGAGCGAGUGUCUUGUGCCAAUCGCAACUGCAUGGAUGCUUACCCCACUUUCUUGGCAGUAAUGUGGUGUGCUGGUCUGUGUCUCAGUCAAGCUCCCGCUGCUUUCGCUGGGAUCAUCUAUCUCGUCGUCAGGCAGAAGUACUUUGUUGGAUACUUGGGACAAACCUCUCAAAGCACCCCAGGUUACCUGUUUGGAAAACGGGUCAUCACCUUCCUUUCCCUGAUGUGUGUCAUUGGCAUUGCCAACUACCUGCUGGUGCGCUUCUACGGCAGCGACUAUAAAGAAUACGUGGAAACCAUCACUAACGCUGCAACUGCUCUUCUGCUUAUCCCUUAAAUGAGUUUGUGUCAUUUAACCUUUCCACAUGAAUAAUUUAGCUCCUGGAUUUCUGUUGCAUUAAAAAACACUG
This is a messenger RNA of Pelmatolapia mariae (spotted tilapia), 2282 nucleotides long. RefSeq names its product arachidonate 5-lipoxygenase-activating protein (gene alox5ap). The record is from RefSeq and is a predicted model, not a curated record. Gene Ontology annotation, biological process: leukotriene biosynthetic process. Gene Ontology annotation, molecular function: enzyme activator activity; glutathione transferase activity; leukotriene-C4 synthase activity. Bases 1649 to 2209 code for a protein of 186 amino acids. Gene Ontology annotation, cellular component: membrane; nuclear envelope; endoplasmic reticulum. The transcript has 7 exons. NCBI's taxonomy places the organism in Eukaryota, Metazoa, Chordata, Actinopteri, Cichliformes, Cichlidae.